Molecule: messenger RNA, 1389 nt
Organism: Penicillium roqueforti
Lineage: Eukaryota; Fungi; Ascomycota; Eurotiomycetes; Eurotiales; Aspergillaceae
Exons: 2
Coding region: 1-1389 (462 amino acids)
Source: RefSeq, a predicted model, not a curated record
AUGCUUGCUUCCGAGAGGGAUGAAAUACCCAAAACCUUUCAGGAGUGGUGCGACAAGGUAACCUCUCGUGACCUUAAGAAAGCAAAACUUCACGACAAAGAGCUUGCUUCUGCUUCCAAAAUGGGCUUUGACCAAUUCUUACUCCUCCGAGUGAUAUGGGAGACGCACAAAAGAAACAUAACCAAUGUACCGGACAUCAAAUAUUGGAUAAGAGAGGCCGAGAAAAAGCUUCGCUCUUAUCAGUCGUGGUCCACAUUCUGUGAUGGUCUUGGGAUCCCAGAACCGCACAUAACAGAGCGCUCAGGAGAGCCCUCAAGAGCAAGACCGGAGGGAAACUUUGCCAUUGUCAAAUACUACCAUCAGGAGGUUGAAAAGACCAAACCCCAAGCCGACCCUGAAACAUUUGACACGCCUAUCGCGUCCCGAACCCGUGCAAAAACAAAUCCUCCGCUAGUUAGAGGAAUGAAAGGAAUGACUUUGGAGGAUCCUCAGACUCCAUCAAGAGAAUCGCGCAAGCCAUCUGGAGACAUAUCUUAUGACUUCGAUAAUAAGACCUCGCCCCCAUUUCAUAGUCGGAUCUUUAAGCCGGAAGAUGAUGAGAGCCCUGGCUCAAGCCCUAGUUCCGACCCCAGCCCGCCAAACACAAUCUCACGGGAAAUGGACAGAAUUUUAUAUCCCCCCACGAGGGAUGAACAAAUUGUCAAUACGGCGCUCAUCGUAUUUCUCAAUGCUCUUACCAUGCACUUUGAUUUCUACUCGAAUUGGACCUUGCACAGAAAGCCAUUUAUCGCUACCUUUGAAAACGCACAGUUUGAAGCAAGGACGGAUGGCUAUCUCGAUAGCCCUGGCGGGAAGACCAGAGCGAUCAUUGAGGUGAAACCCGUCACAAGAAAGCUAAAUAUGGUACCUAUUCGGAUGCAGGAGAGCGCCCAAAUGGUCGCUUGGAUCAAAAGCGAUGACGACUUGGCCCAGCGUACCAACAACCUGCGCUUACACAUAGCGCAAGACAGGCAUGAGCUAUGGGUGACGGUUGCGAAGUAUGAGGAAGAGUAUCUCGAAUAUCUAAGCGAUAAGAAAGCUGCAUAUCCGGAUGACACUUCGUCGUUCUUGAUCAUGAACCAGUACGGUCCAUGGGAUAUAACGAAGAAAUCCGAUAUGAAGGAGAUAGGGGCGAUUCUAUUGGCAAUCACCUUGCGAGCCGAAAGAGAGAUUAAAGACGAGAUCCAAAUUGAAGAAAAGAUCCAAGCUGAGAAGAUCAAGGCUGAAGGAAAGAUCCAAGCUGAAGAAAAGAUGCAAGCUGAAAAUAUCAAAGCUGCAGAAAAGACCAAGCCAGAGAUCAAAGCAAAGAAAGAAGCCAAAAAGGAACCCAAAAAAAGGGGCAAAACAUGA